AUGGAUGUAAGAUUUUAUCCAGCUGCCUCUGGAAGCGCUCUUCCCGGAGACCCCUCCAAUCUGGACUUUGCCCAGUGUUUGGGUUACUACAGCUACAACAAGUUUGGCAACAACAAUAACUACAUGAACAUGGCAGAAGCAAAUAAUGCAUUUCUUACUGCAAAUGAGCAAACGUUCCAUACGCCAAGUCUUGGAGACGAAGAGUUUGAGAUCCCGCCAAUUACUCCCCCCCCUGAACUGGACCCCACCAACCUGGGGAUGGCAGACAUACUCCUGCCUUUCCAGAGCCUCAAUGAUCAGCUGGCUGCACAAGGAAAUGAGUUCACCCCGCAGUUUCCACCACAGAGCUUGGAUCUUCCUUCCAUUACGAUAUCGCGAAACCUUGUAGAGCAAGACAGUGUCAUCCAAAGCAACGGAUUACGUAUGGAUCACAGUCAUACAGAUGUGCCUCAGUAUCGGCAGGACCACUCUUUGAUUAUGAGAUCUAUUGUCCACAUGACGGACGCCACUCGUUCCGGAAUUAUGCCUCCCAACCAGCUGACCACUAUUAACCAAUCCCAGCUGAGUGCUCAACUGGGGCUGAAUUUAGGGGGUACCAGCUUGCCCCACACUUCACCUUCGCCUCCUGCAAGCAAAUCGGCAACGCCUUCGCCAUCCAGUUCUAUAAAUGAAGAGGAUGCAGAGGACACAAAUCGGACUGCAGGAGAAAAAAGAGCGGCUCCCGAUUCUGGCAAGAAGCCCAAGACUCCAAAGAAGAAGAAAAAGAAAGACCCCAAUGAACCACAAAAGCCGGUGUCAGCAUAUGCCCUUUUCUUUAGGGACACGCAAGCAGCAAUUAAAGGGCAGAACCCCAAUGCAACCUUUGGAGAGGUGUCAAAAAUCGUAGCAUCCAUGUGGGAUAGCUUAGGAGAAGAGCAGAAGCAGGUAUAUAAAAGGAAAACUGAAGCUGCUAAGAAGGAGUACCUUAAAGCACUUGCUGCCUACCGAGCAAGUUUGGUGUCCAAGGCCGCAGCAGAGUCGGCGGAAGCCCAGACGAUCCGGUCGGUGCAGCAGACGCUGGCGUCGACCAGCUUGUCCUCCUCCCUCCUCCUGAACAGCCAGCUCUCCCAGCACGCGGCCGUGGCCGGCUCGCCACAGACUCUGCAGCAGUCGCUCCCCAGGGCCAUCGCGCCCAAGCCCCUGGCCAUGCGGCUGCCCAUGAACCAGAUCGUGGCCUCGGUCACCAUCGCCCCCAGCAUGCCCACAAACAUUUCCCCCUCCCUCCUCAGCUCCGUGGGCGGCAGCGUGGCGGGCGCGCCGGCCGCCUCCCAGGGCAGCCCGGCCCUGCAGAGCCACCUGCAGCAGCACCUGCAGCACCACCCGCCGCCGCAGCCGCCGCAGCAGCACAUGCACCAGCAGAUCCAGCAGCAGCAGCACCAGAUGCAGCAGCAGAUGCACCAGCAGCAGCAGCAGCAGCAGAUGCACCAGCAGAUCCAGCAGCAGAUGCAGCAGCAGCAUUUCCAGCACCACAUGCAGCAGCACAUGCAGCAGCAGCUGCAGCACAUGCAGCUGCAGCAGCUGCAGCAGCUGCAGCACAUGCAGCAUCCGCCACAGCCCUCCCCGCAGCAGCAUUCGCCCGUGGCCUCCCAGAUGACCUCCCCCAUCCCCGCCAUCGCCAGCCCGCCGCCCACCGCCCCCCAGCACCAGCCCCAGAUACAAACCCAGGCGCAGACUCAGCCGUUACCGCAGGCCGGCAUCUUCUGAAGGCGCUUGGCAAAGGUGCUUCGCCGGACGCGGGGAGCGGAGGGAAGCGGCCCCUGCCGGCGGCGUUAUGCAGGGAUGCGUAACAGGCCGAGCGAGCCUCCAAACUGUCUAUUAGAUAGGCAAUAAGGAACUACCAUGUAGCUGUGUAUACUCUUAGCUGACUCGCCAUCUCCCUUCCCCCGUUUCUUUCCAGUUUUCUUUUUCUUUGAAGGGAGAAAAGGCUGUGCUUUUCCUUUUCUGUUUCUCCGCGUCUUCAUGUAAUGCCUUUUUUAAUUUAUUUCGAGGUUUACCUACAGUAUGUGAAUCAGAGAAUCUCGGAUACGACUGGGCAUUAAGACUGAAUGAAAGAAAAAAAAGGCCUUUUCACAGUUUCAGAGCAAAACUGUCCAUUCUUGCAAGAUUAGUAGGUGCGCUCCAACACCUGGGGGUUUUGUCCUUUGUUCCUUUGAACUCACAAAAGCCCUAAAAGCACAGUUGUAACUACCUGUAAAAUUUUGAUUGGAAUUCAUGCAAUCACACUUGUGUGACAUGGCUAGUUGGCGGUGUUUUUCUCUGUCAUAAACAGAAAAAAUAAUACUGUAAAAAAAUUGACUUUUGCCAAAGCUCCUUUUUUUUAACUUUUUAAAAUGUCUUCUGAAGGGGAGGAAAUGGAAGUGAAAGUUCUUAAGUGUCCAAUCCCACCUUAUCACCUUAGUUUAAUUUCUCCAAAUACUACACUACUUUGUAUUAAAAUAUAUUCUUACCCUGUUCUGCUCAUUCCAGUUUUAAAAAAUGUGAAUAUUAUAUUGUGUUUGGGUGACAACUUUCAGAUUUAAUACACUGUAUUUUUUAAAAAAGGAAAUGCACUUAAAUAAAUCUGUUAUUACAAAAAAAAGGUAAGAAGGAAAAAAAUGAGGGUUUUGUUCUUUUGUUUUUUAAAAAAUGCUGUAAUAACAGUAGACUAUUUAAGAGGAUUGCCACAUCUGAAUAAUCAGUGUAAAUAUUUUCUUUAAAAAGAUGUAAGUUUUUCAUAUCAUGUGUUGUAAAGUUUUCAUAAAUGAGGCUUUAAUGUAAACACUGGUAACAUGAAUGAUUUAAUUGCAA
This is a messenger RNA of Varanus komodoensis (Komodo dragon), 2826 nucleotides long. It is a transcript of the gene TOX3, whose product is annotated as TOX high mobility group box family member 3. NCBI's taxonomy places the organism in Eukaryota, Metazoa, Chordata, Lepidosauria, Squamata, Varanidae. The transcript has 7 exons. Gene Ontology annotation, molecular function: chromatin DNA binding. Gene Ontology annotation, cellular component: nucleus. Gene Ontology annotation, biological process: regulation of transcription by RNA polymerase II. The record is from RefSeq and is a predicted model, not a curated record. The coding region runs from base 1 to 1743 and encodes 580 amino acids.